CUUUGUUUCGUUAUCAUAACAACCGUGAGGCGCGUAUUCGAACUGUGCAACACUUCCAUAUGACGGACUUUUACUCAGUUACAAAACAGUGAUGGAAAGAUUUCAUAAGAAGCACCAAUAAUUGAGAAGUUUCCCAACUAAAAGUUUAAAAAGCAUAUCUACAGACUUUACGUAAAGUAAGUUUGAUCAUCAGCUAGACUGUCCGAAAUUAAGAAACAUUGAAAGUAUGGCUCAUACAAAUUUUGGACUGUUACCAGAAAAUAUGAAGACAACACAUAAUGCUACAUAUAUACUACCAAAACUAAUGCCCACGUACCGAGGACACUGCCCAUGUGUAAAAUUUGAUUAUGGUCAAACAUAUGGUACUUACACAUGCAAGCAAUUCCAAGACUACAGAUCGACAGUGCUCCAGUCAUCAAUGACACCGUAUAAAGAUAGUGGAAAUUUUCCGACAAUUUAUUCACAUAAUCCAAAAUUUCUUUGGAACAAAAGAGUAAAAAGUCACGAAAGAUAUAGUGAUAGAUUCUGCUAUCAACUUUAUAACAAAGAUAACUAUAGAUCAGAUGAACUCAGGAAUUUUGAAAUGGAUAUUCAAAAACAUCGUGAGUAUUACCUAGAUAAAACUGGGACUAAAAAACCUGUUCCUGCAUUUUUAAUUCCGUUAAGUGAUGCACAAUUUAUUAAAGAUAAAUAUUCAGUUUAACCAUAUUGACAUGUUGUCAUCAUUACAGAAGAUAAGUAAUGUUGUAAGAGGAAUUAAAUAUAUCAUAAUAAAUCAUGUCCGUGUUUUACACAAGCUUUACUGUCAGGAUGGAGUAGUGCGAAUUACUGAACCAGGCACAUAUAUGCAUCAAUCCAAGUGGUCGACCUUUAUCACGUUAGAAAAUAUAUUAUACAACUUGACAGUAACAAACAAAAUGUUAGUACACACAUGUAAUUGAAUUAAAUAAAUUGUUAACUGGAUUCAUUGAAGUGAUACUUUCGUAUAAACCCUAACUUUAUGAUACCAUAAUUCAGUUCAGUUUAAUUCGAUCACAUUAUCUAUAUUCUGUGUAUAGAAUUCUAAUGAUCACUAAUGUACAUAUAAAAUAACAAAGUG
Messenger RNA from Schistosoma mattheei, 1099 nucleotides. NCBI's taxonomy places the organism in Eukaryota, Metazoa, Platyhelminthes, Trematoda, Strigeidida, Schistosomatidae. The record is from the annotation of a GenBank genome assembly.